ACCAAUAUCCAUACAUAACCCUACAAACAACCACUUCUCCACACCUCCCCGUUUUCCACCAUGCCUUUCACCGCUAGCGAUAUCAUCAAGCUGAUCCUGGCCGUCUUCCUCCCUCCUCUGGGUGUCUUCCUCGAGCGCGGAUGCAAUGCCGACUUCUUGAUCAACAUCCUCUUGACCAUCCUUGGUUACAUUCCCGGCAUCAUCCACGCCAUCUACAUUAUAUUCAAAUUUUAGUGCCGGACAUUGCAAACACCAAAUGGACAAUGCGCGAGGCUUUGGCCGGCACCCCCGUUCCUCGAUGAGCGAUUGAUGGUUGAUUAGCAGCCACGAUGCUACUCCUCUCUCCACGAUACCCUGUUUCUGUAUUUCCUUUGUAUCCCGACCGUCUCUCGGGAAGGCCCGUCGAUCGCCGUCUUUCUUUUUCCCCGACCGCUCGAAUUGGCUUGGUUAUGUAGUCGCUAUACGACGAACGAACAUUCUCAACGACGACUACAAUGCACGACUUCUACUAGCGGUUUUGGGAAUUUGGGGGAUGUGUGAUCGAUUGGUUUCCCCACUUGAACAACAAGACUGCUGCCUCACGAGUGUGCAGAGAGGUUUCAACGGCUCUUUCUGCAUGCUCUCUGGGUGCGCCUUGGUUCACUACGACCGUUUAUUACUGUCUAAUAGUUGGUUUUUUUGUUAGCUUGGACUUUCUCCUUCU
Molecule: messenger RNA, 703 nt
Organism: Periconia digitata
Lineage: Eukaryota; Fungi; Ascomycota; Dothideomycetes; Pleosporales; Periconiaceae
Source: the annotation of a GenBank genome assembly